AUGUUUGGUCAGCCCCACGAUCCGACAGCGUCCCUGGACCUGUUUAUCCUCACCUUCAACGCUGGAAAGGAACAGAUCAACCCCUCCGUCUUUGCAGUCCAUCUUCGCGAUGCCUUUGCCAAGGGCAUGGUCAAAGACACUGAUGUCUUACCAGAAGUCAUUGUCAUAUGCCUCCAGGAGAUGGCUCCUCUCGAACGCAGCUUCAUCGGCUCCUACAUGAUUAACCCUUAUUUCCAAAGUUGGGUGACUGCUGUCAACCUCGCAGCUCUCCCUCUCGAUACUACAUCACCUCAUAACGAUGAUUAUGAAGCCGAAUCCCCGACCGACUACCCUUACACCCUCAUGACAACUCGCAAUGUUGGUAUGACCGGCAUAUUGCUCUUUGCUCGUGACACUGGUGCUAUACAGAACCUCAAGUCCACCGAGGUUGGCUUUGGCGCCGGCGACAUGGCCAACAAGGGAGCCGUGGGACUUCGCAUGCUAUUUUCCAAGCCCGAUGCCGACGGCCGCAAGAGACAGACCGAGCUUACUUUCGUGGGCACCCACUUGGCUGCCCACGAGUGGAAUUUGGAGAAGAGGAACAAGAAUUGGGAGAGUAUUGUGUCCGGAUUGCUCUUCGAGAACCCUAAGAAGCUUAACGGAGGCAAAUCUGUGGAUCCUACGCUCCGCACACCCGAAAGUUACGACGAGCGUGAGGUUCUCCUGCCUCGAGACGCAAAUGUGAAGGCAUUACAUGACAUCACUAUCUACAAGCCCGGCUCCCACCUUUUUGUUGCGGGAGAUUUGAAUUACCGAAUAUCCAAAACGUCUCCAACACCCAAGUCCGUGUUCCCCUCCCUCAACGCCCAGGAUUACAAUCAUUUCAGUCACUUUCUCCAGCUAGACCAACUCAUGAUAGAAAAGGCGGCAGGGCGGACGCUGCACGGGCUAUCAGAGUCUGCAAUUUCCUUCCCGCCAACUUAUAAAUUGAAACAUAUGACCGAAGCGCAGGUGAAGGACCACGAGAACUACGCCUCGCCCGGCCCUGACGUAGUGUACUGGGGCUGGGCUCGUAACCGAUGGCCGGGUUGGUGUGAUCGUGUGCUGUAUCUCGAUAUUCCUCGCUGGGUUUCUCAAUCUCCUAGCGGGGCCGAUAUCACAAUCGACACUAUAGCCUACGACGCGCUUCCACCGGUUCGAACCAGUGACCACAGGGCCGUCUUUCUUCGUCUCGCCGUCCCAGUUAUUGAACCUUCUGUGUUGGCGCCCCCCGAAGAAGAGUAUACGUCAAAAAAUAUUCAAGACCCUCGCAUCAAGCUUCCGUAUCCUAUUGACUUUGAGUCGUGGGAUCAUCGUGGUCGCGUCAAGAAGUGGGAGUGGCUGAUUGGCUGGUCGAUGCUCGUUUCUCAAUCUAAACAAGGAAUCGCUGUCUUCACUGCCCUCGUCUUCGUGGGCAUAGGAACUUGGUGGCUUAGGUCGCGGUAG
Messenger RNA from Xylaria bambusicola, 1464 nucleotides. RefSeq names its product Endonuclease/exonuclease/phosphatase. The coding region runs from base 1 to 1464 and encodes 487 amino acids. Gene Ontology annotation, molecular function: phosphatidylinositol-4,5-bisphosphate 5-phosphatase activity. The transcript is spliced from 3 exons. Lineage: Eukaryota; Fungi; Ascomycota; Sordariomycetes; Xylariales; Xylariaceae. The record is from RefSeq and is a predicted model, not a curated record. Gene Ontology annotation, biological process: phosphatidylinositol dephosphorylation.